AUGCCUGCAGACCAUAAAAAUUCCCACACUAAAACAAAACGGGUGCAGCGCCAAACAGCGAAACCCAGUUAUUACGAGGGAGAGUCGUCAGACGGUGAACAAGUCCAGGAUCAUGAUAUUAUAAUGCAAGACACAGUUUUGGAUGGCAGUGACUCGCAAUUUGUCAUAGAAACAUCGAAGACUGAUGAUGAGACAAUUAAAGGGAUUAAAACUGAACGUGAAGAUGCGGAAUCUUCUGCAACAAACUCUCGUACACAAAUUGACCAUGAUACUUUAAAAACCCGACAAAGCAUACAACUCCGGCUACAUGCCUUAGAAGCGGAGUUCAGAAAAAAACGUGAUGAGAUAUUUAAUGAACAAUUAAGGCAUAUCGAUGAAGAAAUCAAAGCUGUGCGAGAAGGCACACAUCCUGAAUUCGAGGAACGGUUGCAACAAAUUAUUGACAAGCGAGAACAAAUGCUCGAGCAACAUGCGUUGGCAUUAAGUUAUCAACGUCAAUGUAUACAAAAAGAGUAUGAAGCUGAAACACUUCGCCUUGAAGAAUCUUAUCAGGCGCAACGUCAAGCAGUCAAUGACAGAUUAAUUGCAGAAGUCGAAGAAAGAAAAAGAAAACUCUCAGAAGACUAUGAAAGUUAUGACAUACAUAACGAUGUUGCUAUGGACGGUACUAUGAGGACUCAUACGCAACGAAGAUUACGUACUAGGACAACACAAGAGGUUGAAGUUAAAGUAAAGAAACAAAAAAUUGCUACACGACCUUCCGUGUCUUACAAGUUAUGUGAUAGUGAUAUUAACGAAGACUUGGCUGAAAUAGGCUUGGUAAAUAUUGGCCACCGUUUAUAUUAUUUUGAUUUUUGUAUUUCUGAAUUAUAA
Molecule: messenger RNA, 873 nt
Organism: Cetraspora pellucida
Lineage: Eukaryota; Fungi; Glomeromycota; Glomeromycetes; Diversisporales; Gigasporaceae
Source: the annotation of a GenBank genome assembly